AUGAGCACGGCAACGCUUGCUCGCGCACCCGCGUCCUCCAAAGCCGACAUGACCACGGCGAAGCACCAGGAGAGUCACGCCAAUCCCAUGGAUAGUAAAGCCGAGGCCCUGGCCGCCGCGGCCACAGACCCCCUCGACCAAUCCAUCUCCGCGACCACAACCCCCAGCGCAACCCUGGCCGAGGCUGUUUUGUGCCCCGAGGCCAACAGCAAGGCCGUGGUCCCCGACAAGGCCGUCACGGGUGACCCCCUCAAAUGCCCGCGGAUAGAGGCGCUCAGCAUUGGUGGCACGGUGAGCGAAACCAGCAACAUCAGUAGCAGUCGCAGCUCGAGCUUUAAGCGUUCGGGCUCGAGCACGCGCAGUAGCGCCAAGCGCCAGCGAGCCACGGGGCUCUUGGGUCAGCCCACGGUCAGCCAGUGUCGGCUCGGCAAGAAACAACUCCAGGCCAUGUUCAAGGCCGAGCAGGCUUGGAUUCCCAAGGGCUACCGUCGCCAUCUCCGCCACCUCGGCGUGCCCGUGGCCCUGCGUCGCGAAAUUGUGCUCAAGAUGUGGCAAGUCUUGGCCCCCUUUGUUCAGGCCGGGGCCUCGAAGGAAGCCUUGCCUUUUGCCGUCAUGAUCCUUGACCGCUAUCUCAAUUCGCGGCGUUUGGCCGUCCCCAGCUCCAUGUUUAUCUGGAAGCUCUGUGGAGCUUGUCUUGUACUGGCCUCCAAGUACGCUGGCCGGGCCCCCCUGCAUCUAGCCUCGUUGGCCUUUUCCAUGUCCCUUGACGAAGCCAAGGGUGCACAGGACUUUAAGGUAAGCGCCUUGAGCGCCGCGCCGGCAUCUAGCUUCUUGAUGCCAGGAUCCCGCCCACCUGGCAGCCCAUCUGGCAGCGCUCACCUCUUUUGGUCUUUUCACGGUGUGCUUGCCCAGUUUUUGGAGCGCGAGUUGAUCUUGGCGCUCGACUGGGAUCUGCAUGCGCCCAGCCCCUAUGACUUUGUCGCGCUCUAUCUCAUGGUCGCCAUCAGCGACUUUCGGGAGACGAGCGUGCGGGACUAUGAAUUUGUUGACGUCAAUGACAUUGCGUGUGAGCUCUGCGACGUGGCCGUAUCCAGCUUGAACUGCGCCGAGGCCGGUCCAUCGGCUGUGGCCGCCAUCUGCACCUUCCUCGCCGUCUGCGGUGCUACUCUACCGCCGCAAACCGCAACCGUCUCUCUGCCUGCCCUCAUCUCGAGCCGCCGUCUUGACAUGUUUGGCAUUCGACCCAUGCUGAAAAACUCGGUCUUGGGCAAUGGUGCCGAGUUGGAUGUGCUCUUGGAUCACAUUUGCGAGACGGUGCUCACCGACGUGCAGUUUGACGAUGGUUUGGGCGCCGAUGCUGAGCCGUUGUCCGCGGCUUCUUCGAGCGCACCCACCCCCGUCAAGCGUGCUCCAAGCAUGGACUCACCCACCCCCGCCACACCCCAAUACAAGCAAUCAGAGCUGCGGCCCACGGCGCACCCAGCCUCUUCUCCGGGGCCCCCGCGUCGUAAGCCCCACUCGAUGGAGCUGAGUGACGCCAGUCCUGAGCCCAGCGACGAAGCAAGUCUGGAGAUGGCCCAUGAUGAUGCCCAACCAACCUCUGCUUCUCCAACGCGUUUUAGCUUUGUCAUGGCCGAUGAGGUGCAGGUUCAGGAUGUUGAGCUCGAGCAAACCGAGGAGUUUGCCACCGAGAUCCAGGAGGUCGACAUCAAGCUUUUCGGCAAGUGGUCCCUGGAUGUUGAGGUUGAGGACAUCUCCCUCGCGGAUUACAUCGCUGUGUCGGACAAGCACGCCAAGUUUGUGCCCCACACCGCUGGCCGCUAUGCUAAGCAGCGCUUCCGCAAGGCCCAGUGCCCCAUUGUCGAGCGCAUGAUCAACUCGCUCAUGAUGCACGGUCGCAACAACGGCAAGAAGCUGAUGACCACCCGCAUUGUGCGCCACACCCUCGAGAUCAUCCACCUCACCACUGGCGAGAACCCCGUCCAGAUUCUGGUGUCGGCUGUUGCCAACUCUGGUGCCCGUGAGGACUCGACCCGCAUUGGCCGCGCCGGCACUGUCCGCCGCCAGUCUUGCGAUGUGUCUCCCCUCCGCCGCGUCAACCAGGCUGUCUGGCUUUUGACCACUGGCGCUCGCCAGGCCGCUUUCCGCAACAUCAAGACCAUUGCCGAGUGCCUGGCCGAUGAGCUCAUCAACGCCGCCAAGGGCUCUUCCAACUCGUACGCCAUCAAGAAGAAGGACGAGCUGGAGCGUGUUGCCAAGUCUAACCGAUAAAUGCCACGCGUUUGUCGUCCGCGACUUUUUCUCUCGCGCACCCAGUUGAUCCUCAAAAGACC
This is a messenger RNA of Monosiga brevicollis MX1, 2333 nucleotides long. RefSeq lists its product as uncharacterized. Lineage: Eukaryota; Choanoflagellata; Craspedida; Salpingoecidae. Gene Ontology annotation, cellular component: ribosome; cytosolic small ribosomal subunit. Gene Ontology annotation, biological process: ribosomal small subunit assembly; translation. Gene Ontology annotation, molecular function: rRNA binding; mRNA binding; structural constituent of ribosome. The record is from RefSeq and is a predicted model, not a curated record. Bases 1 to 2271 code for a protein of 756 amino acids. The transcript has 5 exons.